AUGGAUCCAAUUUUAAAAGAUUCUUUAAUAAAAUAUAUAAAAGAGGGAGAUAAAAGUAAUGCAUUUGCAACAAUAGAAGAAAUUGAAAAAAAAUUUGAAAAUGAAAAAAACAAAAAUAAUUAUUAUUUAAAAAUUGUACCAAAUGCUCAGAUAUUAAAAAAUUUUUUUAAUUCAUUCAAUUUUUAUAGUAAAGAAUCCAAAGGAAAUAAAGAUAGUGAUAGCUACAUGGAUAAUAAUAUGAACAAAAAUAAUGAUUAUAAUAGUAAUAAUAAUAUAAAUAAUAAAGAGAAUAUUAGAGGCAGCUCUGAUAGUAUAUCACCAAAAAUGAAAAAGAAAAAGAAAAAUAAAAGUAAAACAAUUUAUUUUUAUUCAAAUAUGGAUGAUCAAGACUAUUACUCUUCAAUUUCAAAUUUCUUUGCCUCCCAAUUCCCAAUUAUCAAACAAGAGACUAAAAAAUCAAAAUUUUUAAUAUUAGAAAAAUUUAAUGAUAGCAUAGAUACUGCAUAUAGUGACGGCGAUAGUGAUGGCGGUAGUAGCAGUGUUCCCCAAACUGAUGAAAAGAAAACCAUCCUGUAUGUUAAAAGCUGUGGUGCCAUAAGACUUAACUGUGAUUCAUUUCAAAAAGAUAUCGAAUCAUUGGCUUCAAAUCAGAACCAUACCGUUAUUUUGGUAAUAAUUUUAAUAGGAUCAAAUGCUGAAUCUAUUUUAAUUGACUACCCAGGUUAUAAAAUAUUUUUCAAUACUUUUCAAAAUAGAGUCUGUGAAAACGAUUUUAAUAUGGAAUCAUUAAAAACACUUUAUACAUUAAUUAAUUAA
Molecule: messenger RNA, 816 nt
Organism: Dictyostelium purpureum
Lineage: Eukaryota; Evosea; Eumycetozoa; Dictyosteliales; Dictyosteliaceae
Exons: 1
Coding region: 1-816 (271 amino acids)
Source: RefSeq, a predicted model, not a curated record